Molecule: messenger RNA, 5333 nt
Organism: Hypomesus transpacificus
Lineage: Eukaryota; Metazoa; Chordata; Actinopteri; Osmeriformes; Osmeridae
Product: protocadherin-10-like
Exons: 5
Coding region: 535-3624 (1029 amino acids)
Biological process (GO): homophilic cell-cell adhesion
Cellular component (GO): plasma membrane
Molecular function (GO): calcium ion binding
Source: RefSeq, a predicted model, not a curated record
CGACUAGAGCGGAUCGUUAGCCCUCAGAGUGUAGAGUCGCAGUGAAUACAUAGACGCACCCAGUGAGAGAAAGUCAAAAUAUUGACCGUAUUUACACACAGCGUUUGCAAAUCCAGUGUAGUUUCUUGCGAUUAUGCUGGUUUAUGUAUUACCUAUCUAUUCGUGUGGAAUUUCAUAUUUUUAGUUGUGACUUUUCCAGUCCUCUUUACAAGAGGAGUGUAUUUGUGCGUCUUGGCUCUCUUCCUCUCUCGCGCUGCAAUGUUUGUGCCAACGUCAAAGCUCACAGACCGGGGCAGAAUUGAUUAAAAGAAGAAGCGUAGAUCAAAUGGCUGUGUUUCUGACGACUCAAACUGCAUGCUUUUCGAUUGACACGACGCAGAGAGGAGGAAUUUCAGAUUUUGGCACCCUCAUUGCUGUGUCGUUUGCCUUUCUACGGACAGAAUCGACAGGAAAUGUUCGAUCAUCAUAUUAAAACGGAAUAAUAUUGUUUUAUUUAUUUUUUAUAUUCAAGUGCACUUGAGAGAGGAAGUGGAAAUGAUUUUGUUACUAAUCCUGGUCUCCAUCCUGGACGGAGCGCUUUCCCAGCUGCAUUACUCCGUCCCGGAGGAGCAGGAACCGGGGACCGUGGUUGGAAAUUUAUUGGAGGAUUUGGGGUUGGACAUCACAAAACUUUCCUCUCGCCGUUUCCAGACUGUACCCAGCUCAAGGAAUCCGUACUUGGAAGUGAAUCUGGAGAACGGGGCGCUAUUAGUCAAGGACAAAAUCGACCGCGAGGAGAUAUGUAAGCAGACCACUCCGUGCCUACUGCAUCUGGAAGUGUUUUUGGAAAGUCCGCUGGAGCUUUUUCGGGUGGAGAUCGAGGUUCUGGAUAUCAACGACAAUCCCCCCCGUUUUCCCGAGACCGAUAUUUCCGUGGAGAUAUCAGAGAGUGCCAUCCCCGGUACCCGCUUCCCCGUGGAGAACGCAUUCGAUCCGGACGUGGGCACGAACUCGCUCAAUACAUAUGCCAUAACGAACAAUAACUACUUUUACCUGGAUGUUCAGACGCAAAGCGAUGGAAACAAAUUCGCUGAGCUGGUGCUGGAAAAACCAUUAGACCGGGAGCAGCAGGCGGUGCAUCGGUACGUACUCACGGCCGUGGACGGAGGGAUACCACAGCGGACUGGCACCGCUCUCUUAGUGGUUAAAGUUCUGGAUUCCAACGAUAACGCGCCCACGUUUGACCAGUCAGUAUACACAGUAAACCUUCGGGAGAAUUCUCCCAUGGGAACGCUGGUAAUUCAGUUAAACGCCACGGAUGUAGACGAGGGACAGAACGGAGAGGUGGUGUAUUCCUUCAGCAGUCACAACGCACCACGGAUAAAGGACCUAUUCAAUAUCGACGCCAGAACUGGACGGAUAGAGGUAGCUGGAGAGGUGGACUACGAGGAGAGCAAUACGCACCAGAUAUACGUUCAGGCGAAAGACAUGGGUCCAAAUGCUGUCCCCGCGCACUGUAAAGUGCUGGUAAAGCUCGUGGACGUAAAUGACAACACACCGGAGAUCAGUUUCAGUACGGUGACGGAGUCUGUGAGCGAGCAAGAUGCCCCGGGCACAGUGAUAGCGCUCUUCAGCGUCACGGACCAGGACUCUGGUGAAAACGGACUGAUGACCUGCGAAAUACAAGGAGAUGUGCCGUUCAAACUUAAAUCGUCGUUUAAAAAUUACUACACCAUUGUCACGGACGGACCGUUAGACAGGGAAAACACAGACUCAUACACAAUCACUGUGGUGGCCAAAGAUAAGGGGCUGCCCUCACUCGCUACGAGCAAGUCUAUUAAAGUCCAUGUCUCGGACGAGAACGACAAUGCACCCCGGUUUACGCAGCCGGUUUAUGCUGUGUACGUGACAGAGAAUAACGUACCUGGCGCUUUUAUCCACGCUGUGAGCGCUUUGGACCCUGACGUAGGGCCAAACGCCGUUAUUACCUUCUCCAUAUUGGAGUGUGACAUCCAGGGCAUGUCCGUGGACACAUAUGUGUCAAUCAAUCAAGACACUGGCUACCUAUACGCUCUGCGCUCCUUUGACUAUGAACAACUGAAGGAGUUUAGUUUUAUGGUCCAAGCUAAAGAUUCCGGAAACCCCGAGCUCUCCUCCAACGCCACAGUAGACGUUAUCAUCGUAGACCAGAAUGACAACCCGCCCUCGGUUAUUGCCCCAAUCGGUAAAAACGGAACUGCUAAAGAGCACCUACCGCGCUCGGCGGAGCCUGGUUACCUGGUUACGCGCAUCGUUGCCAUGGACGCGGAUGACAGCGAAAACGCACGACUGUCCUACAGCAUACUACGGGGCAACGAGAUGGGUAUGUUCCGUAUGGACUGGAGGACGGGGGAGCUAAGGACUGCCAGGCGGGUGUCCACUAAAAGGGACCCCCAGGGCUCCUAUGACCUGUUGAUCGAAAUAAGAGACCAUGGGCAGCCACCCCUCUCCUCUUCGGCAAGUGUGAGCGUCAUCCUGGUGGAUAGCGUGGUUGAAGGCCGAAGCGGGGACAGGGGCUCCACCGCCAAGUCCAAGGAGACCUCUCUCGACCUGACCCUUAUCCUUAUCAUCGCCCUGGGCUCUGUCUCCUUCAUCUUCCUGCUUGCCAUGAUUGUUUUGGCCGUGCGCUGUCAGAAGGACAAAAAACUGAACCUGUACACGUGCCUUCUGGCGGGAGAAUGCUGUCUGUGUUGUAGCUCGUGCUGCAGCCGCCAGGCUCGCGGCCGGAAGCAGAAGAAGCUGAGCAAGUCAGACAUCAUGCUUGUCCAAAGCACCAACGUGACGUCAGGGGUCGGUCCGGUUGGGCAGGUGCCCGUGGAAGAAUCCGGGGUGGGCGGCGUGGGCGGAGGAUUUGGGUCCCAUCACCACCAGAACCAGAAUUCAUACUGCUAUCAGGUGUGUCUGACACCAGAGUCCGCCAAGACGGAUCUAAUGUUCCUGAAACCAUGCAGCCCUUCGAGGAGCACUGACACCGACCACACCAAUCCGUGCGGGGCAAUUGUCACAGGAUACAGUGACCAGCAACCGGACAUCAUUUCUAAUGGCAGCAUCCUCUCCAAUGAGACGAAACACCAAAGGGCAGAACUCAGCUACCUGGUCGACAGGCCUAGGCGCGUGAACAGUUCUGCAUUCCAGGAGGCGGACAUUGUCAGUUCUAAAGAUAGCGGGCACGGCGACAGCGAACAAGGGGACAGUGACCACGACGCCACCAACCGGGGUCACUCGGCCGGCGCCGACCUCUUCUCUAACUGCACAGAGGAGUGUAAGGCCCUGGGCCACUCGGACCGCUGCUGGAUGCCCACCUUCGUGCCCUCUGACGGGCGCCAGGGGCCCGACUACCGCAGCAACCUGCACGUGCCCGGCAUGGACUCCGUGCCCGACACCGAGGUACCGGCGCUCGAGCGCGUCACCGCCGCCACCGACCUCCCCACCUCCACCUCCACCACCGAUAGGUCAUUCUCCACCUUCGGCAAGGAAGGUCAAGGGUCAAAUCACCUGCACCAAUCACAGUACAGCACCAGCACGCUAGAGAGGACAGAGUAUGAUAGCCUGAGAGGCACCCUCCCGUACAAACCCACCUUCCUCUCCCACAAAAGGAUUUGCUAGCUCCUUCCGUGUGGACUUGUCUGAGACGGCGUGAGUUUCGCACAGCAGAGAGACCAACGAGGGAGACAAAACAAAAACAAAAAAAUUUACAAGGACAUUGUCUUGUUUCCGAACUCUGUCAACAUAGUUGCCCAGCUGAAAUGGAAAACUUGGGUUUCUGUUGAUUUGGGAGAUGGUGGGGAGGUGGGGGGUGGGUGGAGAGGGUAAGGUAGGGUGUCAGGUUGGCAAGAGUGUCGGGGGGAGGAAGUUGCAGAUGGACUUUGGAACUUCCUGCUAGGCUUCUAGGACCAUGUAAGGCCUUCCUUUUUCUCAGCAGGCCUGAGACGUGCAAAAGCUUAUUGACGUGGACGAGAAAAUGUGAACGAGAUUGCGUGAAUGCCAACGCAACAAGGAUGGAGAGGUCUACAGUGACCCAGGGAACUACAUCAAAGACAGAGACGAAAGUGAGACAAAGACUUGAUGGAGUACCGAAACAGACAUGUUAACAAAGUGGACGGGGUGGGGUCAAUGUACUCCCCUCCCCCUCCCCCCCCCCAUUAGAUGUGUGUGCCUGUUUACAUGGAGAGAAACAAAAAAAAACUGAAAAAGGUUUCUGUACAAACUUCAACUUCACUGAGCCCUUUAGCUGUUUAUACUGUCACCACUAAGCCAAUUGUACAGGCAGGAGGGAUUGAGAGAGAAAGAAUGUGACGGAGAGAGGAGAUAACCAGGAAAAGAAGAAGGGGAUGGAGAAGAAAAGAGAUGGGAACAGGUAAAGGUUUAGAUAAGGCACGGACAGAGGUUGUACAGGUAUGAAGACCAGAGGGAGAAAAAAAAAAAAAGAAAAAAAAAAAGAUAUCAACCAGAAACGUGAAUGAUGUGCAUUAUCAUUCAAUAUCUCCGGUUUUGGACUGUUUUUUUAACUGUUUUUGUUGUUCUCUUUCUUUUCUUUUUCUGUGUGGUCAACGUGUUCAGAAUCUUCAGUCCUUGACUUAAACAGCAGCAGAGAUAUGCAGAGAUAUACAGAGAACGCUAAACACUUUUAGGGAUGACUUCCCUCUGCAACAUUGGCCUACUUAUUAGACCAGAUCCAUUUUGUGGUUUAAAUCAUGUGUGCAAAGUGUUUACUGUGCUAUUUUAAAGCGUAUAAAUGACUAUAAAAUCUAUAUAUAAAUAUCUAUAUAUACGAUAUACUUUUUCUGAAACUGUGUAACCAUUGGUUAGUUUCUUAUCCACUGAUUAUGUCAUCAGAACUGAUACUAAGUGCUCAAAACAACUUGUAUUAAAAACCAAGAGGGGGGCUUUGAUGAGUUGGGCACCCUCUCUGAAUCAAACCAAGGUUUAAGUUGAUGUUUUUUUUUUGUUGAUUGUCAUUUUUGGGUUGUCAGGUUUUGAAGUUGCCAGGUUUAAAGUGUUGGACUCGAUGUGUGUACAGAGCAACGUGGAGCAUUUUCUAGCGGUUAAGCCUAAAGGCUGUGUUUGAGUCGAGUCCAUAUGCAGAAACAGGACUAUCACAACUGAGCUAGACAUCAAAGGUGUUCACACAAUCACACACUAACUUGCUGUCCUACACCCCAAGGGACACACACACACACACACCAGAAGAUGAGAGUCUAAGAAAGGAAGAGAGGCCUAUUUUACGACUGAAAUCAAGACUCUGAAGGCUCCAAUCAAGCCUGCAAUCCUGUGACAGACAGACACACACACAAACAGACACAAACCCAGACGCA